CUCCGUUUGCCCUCUCCACGGCGAGGCGGCCAUUUUGUCCCCGAGCAGCCGCCGCGAUGCCCUCGGAGCCGGACAAGGACGUCUACCGGGAGCCCCCCUCCCGCACUCCGGCGCCCAACCCCCAGAGUACAGCCCCCAACCCCCUGGACUUGAUCGAGACAGUCUUUUACUACGCCGUCGACCGUCCAGUCUCUCUCUGGAGAGAAUGGAUCGAGCGCCAGCACGCCAAGAACCGGAUCUAUUAUUACCACCGGAAGUUCCGCCGUGUCCCGGACCUGACACAGUGCUUGGAGGAUGACUACGUCUGUUUCUUCGAAGCGGAGAUGCAGUGGAGGAGAGAUUUUUUGGUCGACCAGGAAAUAGUGAAAAUUGUCCAGGAUCGGAUGGGGGCUUGCAAGCAGCGGGAAGGCACUAGUCACCUAGAGAACUGUGCCGCGGAGGUGCAGCAGUUCAAAGACGUGGCCCAGGCCUAUCGGGACCGAUAUGGUGAACUCGGUUCCCACGGAAAUGCUCGCACGUGUUUAAUGAAGCAGAAGCACCGGAUGAUCGCUGCAAGGAAGGCUUCUGCGGCAGCAGCAACAGAAGCGUAACUCCAAGGCCUUUCCUGAACUGAAUGUCGAGACAACAGAAUGACGUGACCAGGUAUUGCUGUGUUUGAAAGCACAGCACAUUUUCAAUAAAGCAAACAAUUUACAUGUAACUGUUCUGAAAAAAAAUUAAAAUUAUCAUGGUAAAAAUUUUUCUCCAUGUUUGUAGAAGGAACGUGAAGUGUCCAUUAAGAUACCUUAGAAACAAUGGGAUUUGCUAUUUGUUUUGGGAGCAAGUUUUGGAAUCCAAGUGCAGUCUGCUUGCGAAGAUAGAAUAAUCUUAUGCCUCAGUUCCCCUAAUAUUUUAGACAGCUAUGGUACAAAUAAUCUACAUAUAUUUUUUUAAAAUUCUUAAACUGCAGAAUAUAGUAAUUCUACCUUCCUGCCUGGCAAAAGAGGGUGGACUAGAUAGCCUUUGGGGUCCCUUCCAACUAUAGGAGUAUAAUAAAUGAUAAUGGAUAAUAAUGUAGUAAUUCUACCUGGAUGGUCACUUCCAACUUCACCUAAGAAGCCUCCCAUGUUAAGGCUUCUCAAUGGGUGCUGUCUCUGAGCAUGUGUGAGUUCUCUCGGCCCACCACCCACCCUUUUGCAUCUGCUUCUACCAUGAGUAGCAACUGCCAUUCAUGAAUGUAGGCAAUGCAGCAUGGUUUUACAGAAGAAAGAAAUUUACCCUUAUGGACUUCAUUCUCAUUCAGUAAAAAUAUAUUCUUCCCCAUAAAGACUGCUGUCAAUCAAAAGAGCCCACCAAAGCAAAGAAAUAUUGACCAGACUGGUUUUAGAAAUCUCUUGGUUCUGAUACUUUAUUGAACAUGUUAGUCUUAAAAGAGUUUCCUCUUAAGUAGUGGCCACAGCGGCUGCCUGGGUUCUCUGCACAGAGACUCGGGUGGCAUGGGUCUUUGCCAGGUGGUCUGUAAACUCCUGCAGAAAGAAAAGAAAACGUAAGAAUCCUGUACUAAAUGUUUCAUGACCUAAAGAUCAUUAUCCAAAGCAACAGCCGUGCUUGCACGAUUUGCAGUUAGGAAAAAAGUCAGUAUCACAUUAGCAAAUAUAUUUAGCUUACGAUUUGGACUUCCUCCCCAGCUCUUGGAAGAGGAAUAAAAGCCAAUCCCAAGACGUUGUUCCUAAUCUCACACUUUCCUUACCUGAUAUGGAGAUUUGGUGAAAAUGGUCUCCUUCCACAGGUCGGGGGUCAGAUAGCUGUAGGUCUUGGAGAUGGCAUCAAAGGUGGCCUUGGCUGGAAAAAAGAAUGAUAGUUCAUUGACAAGCGGUUCAUCAACAAGGGACUCCCAACUGCAUCACCGUCACUGAGCACACGUGGGUCCACAACAUUCUGGCUUGUUGAGUCCGGGAAGGAACAGGGAGACCACUGAGUCAGGUCCCGCUGCCGUGCAUUUAGGGACUCCAUUACUGUCCCUCUCGGAAAACGACAGCAGCGCCACUGGCAUUGUGCGCCACUGAGCAGAGCUGAGAGGGUUUGAAAGCUCAUCCCAAAGUAUAGCACUAACACCAAACUGGAAACACUUCCAUUGAUUUCAUGUCGUAGUUUCCCCCCCAUAUAAAUAUAAAACACUUCUUUUUCUUCUGGUAGUAUUGAAAUUAGUGUGUGUCUUGUUAUCAAUGGUAUCUUGCAAUUGAUCGAAUAUGGGAUUAAGUCACUUAAAGUGACACAAGACUCUGGCUGCCUUUGUAUCAGCCGACAGCCAUGACUCCCAUCCUCAACUUUUUCCUAACACAGGCCUAGCUCUGCCUUGCAAGGUAUGGGUCAUAAUUAAAGAUACCUUAAUUAACAUAAUAUUAAUGACAAAGAUACAAAUAGAGAACAGUCAUAGAUACUAUAAUAUCCAAUAAUAAUUCAAAAAAUGCUACUACUGUUAUUAGUAUCUCUGUAUUAGUAUUAGUUUUUAUGUUGAAUGUUUUUAAUAUUGUGGAAUGAUAUUUUAAAUUGUAAGUCGCUCAGAGCACUCUUGUGGAGAGCGACUAAUUAAGAAAUAAAGUGAAGUGAAGUAUCUUCACCAUGAUGUCUCUUAUUAGGGUACAGCAAUAACAAUGUCAACAAAAUAAUAAUAAUAAUGCAUGGCAGAAUGGGGUUGGACUGGAUAGCCUUUGGGAGGCUUCUAACUGGGGGCCACAAACCUACCAAAGUUGCCCAAAGUGGCUGUGCAGCCCCUGGCCGAGGUGUAGCAGUCGUCAAUGCCAGCCAUCAUUAGCAGUUUCUUCGGAACCGGAGCAGAGACGAUCCCAGUGCCACGUGGUGCAGGGAUGAGACGCACCAGGACUGAGCCACACCGACCGGUGACCUAAAACAAAAGAUGGAAGAUCAGCUUCAUAUAAGGAGAGACUUCACAUGGUUUCAUGCUGAUACAGCCCCUCCAACGCCCAGUUACCUUGCAAGGCACGGUGUGGGGCUUGCCGAUCUUGUUGCCCCAGUAGCCCCGCCUGACUGGUACGAUGGACAGCUUGGCCAAGAUGAUGGCCCCCCGGAUGGCGGUGGCCACCUCUUUGGAGCAUUUGACGCCGAGACCCACGUGGCCGUUGUAGUCACCGAUGGCCACAAACGCCUUGAACCGGGUGCGUUGACCGGCACGCGUCUGUUUCUGCACUGGCAUGAUCUUCAGAACCUCGUCUUUCAGAGAAGAGCCCAGGAAAAAGUCAAUGAUUUCAGAUUCCUGCAAAAGCAAUGUUGUUGACUCAUCAGCCGCUGCAAAAGAAUCACCACUAUUGCAACAAGCAAGACCCCCCCACAAAGCUGCCCAGAGUGAUACCUUGAUUGGAAGGGAGAAAAGGUAGAUCUCUUCCAGGGACUUGAUCUUCAUGUCUUUGACCAGGCGGCCAAGUUUGGUGACUGGGAUCCACUGCAAGGAUGGAAAAGAACUAUUUUAAGCCCAAAACACACUAUCAAGUCAUUUACACCAAAUGUAACCUAGAGAGGCCAUGGAACACUGUCAUAAUAUUAUGCCAAGAAUAUUACUUAUUUAUAUUCUAUUAUAUAUUCAUAUUAUUCUAUCAUUCAGUACAACUGUCAUUGGCUGCUACCAGUCAAAGCAUCUGUCUGGCUGAUGAACUUAACCAGGGCUUAUUUUUGUGGUAGGGCUUAUGUAACAAAGAAAAAUCUGUUCCUGGUUUGAAAGUGUUAUUCCUGAUUAGUUGUGCAGAGCUUACUUUGAAAGUAGUUGUUCUACUCCAGAAACUUCAUUUUAGUGGCUGUCACAAACUAUGUUGAAUUUCUUGACUCUAUGAGGUACUUAUUGAAAAACUAAAGCAAAAUGUGCUGCAGGAUGGCCCUUCCGCAGAAACAAACAUUUUUGCAGUUUAAUAAACUGUUCCCAUGUUUUAAAGAUAGAGCCAAUUAGAAAUUGACAUUGAUAACACAGGAACAUAAAUUGUGUUGCAUAGUGUUAUCUUAACCACAGCUUAUUUUUGGUAGGGCUUAUAUUAUGGGCAUCAUGCUAGUUCUGAUUUCCAGAGGAAACAAAACAGUAGUAAUAAGGGUUUCCUCUGUGAAUAGCUUUUGGACUCCGGUGUACUGCGCUAACAGUGCAAUUCGGACUUUUAAGUGCAGAGAGAAUAAAAAGGAUGGAGCCCAACUCACUUCUUUGUCCUCGGCCUUGCCUCCGCGGGCCCCACGGCCUCUUCCCCGGCCCCUGCCCCGUCCGCGGCCCCUUCCUCGGCCUCCGCUGCCAAAGCCCCCACGGAAGCCGCCUCGGGCCGCCGGUCCUCCUCCUCCGGCACCACCACCAGCCCCUCCAGCUCCUCCCGCAGCACCGGCGUCGUCCGCCAUUUGCUGCCAAAAGGAAAAAAGAGACAUGGGAAUCGUCAUUUGUUACAAGCCUCAGUGUCCAAAUCAUUCUCAUUGAGUGCCACAUCAUGUGGCUUUCAAACCUUUUCACUCAGACAGGCUUUUAAAGGUUUUUAAGAUUAAGUCAUAGGAUUUUUAUCGUGUCAGAAGCAAAUUGAAAUAAGUCCUUUCUACAGAGAUGUUGCCCAGGGGAUGUCUGAAUGUGUUACCAUCCUACUGGGAGGCUUUUCUCAUGUUCCCGCAUAGCUAGGGCUGACCAACGGGAGCUCACCCCAUCCUGUGGAUUCGAACCUUCAUCCUUCAGGUCAACAUUUCAGUUGGCACAAGGGUUUAACCCACUGCGCCACCAUGGCCCCCAAGUCAUGGGGUUUGGCUUUGAAUAGGUUUGGGAUGUUAACUAUUAAUUUUUAAUUAAUACCAUUGCUACUUAAUUCUGUUUAAUGUUUGUACAUAUUUGGAUGGAAAACUGUAUUGAAAAGCUUUUUAAUGCAAGCUUCUUUGAGUCUCCUUUGUGGAGAGAAAAAGCAGGGUAUAAAUAAACAUAAUAAUAAUACAGACAGUAAUAAUAUUUUAUUUAUAACCUGCCCUAUCUCCCCAGGGAGGGACUUGGGGCGGUUUCCAACAAACAAUGGCAAACAUCCAAUGCCACAAUAAGUAAAAACAAAACAUUAAAAAAACAUAUAAAUACAAAUUUAUAAUAAUUAACAAAAAGGUAAGUGAUUAAAUAGACGUGGCAGAUCUAUAUCACAGGGAUGAAAAUAUGUGGGUUUUUAUAUUAUUAUUAGAUAGGACUGUGCUUUUGAUGGGACCAUUUGUUUUCAUUGUAUGUGAUGUCUUUGCUUUUAUAUCUUGUUCACGGCUUUGAACAGGAUAGAAAUAAAUAAAAAUAAUAUCUGAUUUUAAGAGUAUUUUCACAUAUUGACUAUAGUCAAUUCAAUAUCCCUUAUUCAUUGACACACAGUCCAUGAAGCCACGUUUGUUGAUAUCUAACAAAGGCUACAAAUAUGGCUCUAUUCUAGAGCAGUCUGGAUUCCCAGAUAAUUUAUCUUAUUUAUUUAUUUAAAAUAUUUAUAUUCCAUCCCAAAGGGGACUCAUGGCGGAUGACAAUGCACAUAUACAUGGCAAACAUUCAAUGUCAUUAGAUAUAUGACAUAUAGAAAAGACACAGAGGCCAUUUAACAUCUUCCAGCUUCUGGAUUCAUGAGAUAAGGGCUAUUCAACCUGUAUUUUAAAUAUUCAAAGUAAUGCAUUCCAGACUUUCUAUAUUAUUAUUAUUAAUAUCCCAUUUUAUCUCCCCAAAGGGGACUCUGAGCAGCUUGGCAGAAGAGCAUUAGCAGACUUUAAAAUAUACAAAAAUUAAAACAGAACUAAACACAAACAGCAAUAAAACAAUUUAGUUAAAAUCCUAUUUAAAAAGGAUCUUCAUCAUUUUUCUUCCCUACACUGCCAUAUAAUUCAAUGAUCAAAGCAGAUAAUCCACAUUGUAAUUCAGAUGGCCAAAGCAGACCCACAUUACCUCCUUUGAUCUGGAUUAUCGGAGUCCACACUGCCAUAUAAUCCAGUUCAAAGCAGAUAAUCUGGAUUUUAUAUGGCAGUGUAGAAGGAGCCCCACAUGGGCCUAUAAGAAAUAAUCCAGCCCAGUAUAGCCUCCCCAUGGCCUGCUAAUUCAGACAUUUCUAAUCUUGUAUACAUUAAGGCCUUAGUAGGCCCAAAACAAAGGAUCCACGUCUGAAUGUAGACUUGAAUCCAUAACUAACAGCUCCCGGGGAAAAAUUAUACAGAAAAUAUUUUCCUUUUGGACUCCUUAGGAGAUUAGCAACCAUUCCCAACUCGCGGAAAUCGAUUUAAACCCGCGAUGACAACGGAUUCCCCUUUCCCAGCGGUUCUUUGACAAAUCCCCUCACUUACGUGAUCUCGAUUAGAAGGCCGAAAGCCUGCGACGGAAGGUAUUUAUUCACCGCCAACUCUCGCGAGGUUUUCCUCACGGCUGACCAGACGCGCAGCCGCAGAAGAUUUGUUAUGUGGUGAUGCUGGUGUUGGGAACCCCAUACCGAGCAUGGAUUAAGGUACGCAGUCUAUAAAAAGGCCUCUAGAGACGAGCCACUUCCUGUCUGCACUUGGCCACGAGGUAAGCAAUACCUAGGAGAGGAAGUUGCAGGAUAUAGAAGAAAGUGCAUAGACAUUUGGGGCUUUGGCAGGCCCCUAAAUUAUGGAUACAUAAGAAGACUGCAUCUCGAAACGUUGGAGAACCUCGAAUGCUGUGAGUGGAAGAAGAGAGCCAUGGAGAUAAACAACAAAGAGAAUAGGCUUCUUGUUGAAGAAGAAUCACUCAAUUUGUUGUAUCCAGAACAGAAUAAUAGUCGGAAGAUAUAGAUAUGUGUAUUAAUGAAAUAAAAAUAAAUUUCUUGUUUGCA
Molecule: messenger RNA, 6797 nt
Organism: Anolis carolinensis (green anole)
Lineage: Eukaryota; Metazoa; Chordata; Lepidosauria; Squamata; Anolidae
Gene: ndufb10
Product: NADH:ubiquinone oxidoreductase subunit B10
Exons: 5
Coding region: 57-590 (177 amino acids)
Source: RefSeq, a predicted model, not a curated record